Haliotis rufescens (red abalone) is the source of this 2931-nucleotide messenger RNA. Its product is annotated as PCNA-interacting partner-like. Lineage: Eukaryota; Metazoa; Mollusca; Gastropoda; Lepetellida; Haliotidae. The transcript is spliced from 12 exons. The record is from RefSeq and is a predicted model, not a curated record. Gene Ontology annotation, cellular component: chromatin. Bases 162 to 2087 code for a protein of 641 amino acids. Gene Ontology annotation, biological process: negative regulation of double-strand break repair via homologous recombination.
GGAGUUUUAAUGAUUUACCUCCCUUGCAGGUCUGUAUUUUGAUUGGAUAAUAACUGGGCGAUACAGGCCGUAGUGCAUAUUUUGAAAACAACUAUUAUUCAUUGAACGCGGCGACCGUGGCUUCUCGUCAGUCUUAAGGUUUGUGGUGUGGACAAGUAGACAUGUCAUGCAGAAUAUUCAUACAUCAACAGGCGAUUGCCUCAACUUCAAGCAUCCAGGAAUACAUCAGAGCACAGAGUGACACAGCUGAAGAGAAUGUCCAGUUCAUCUCCCCGGGAUGUCCUACCUCUGUGUUGCCUGGUAUCCAGAAACACCAAACCGUAGGAGAGUAUGUGACGCGACUGUGUCGAAGCCAUGGCCUGUUGGUCAGCCGCCGGGUCACUGUGUUGUCUGUGGAGGAGAGCCUUCAGGCAGUACAACUGUGUCUGGCACAUAUGAACAAGGAGAAAGGGGACUCAUUUGACGCCGAAGCAAGCAAGGUUUAUGAAUACUACCAGAAACUAUCUGCUGCAAAACUGAACCCGGAAGAAGUGUUGUCCUCCCAGACCUGUGUAGAACUGCUGACUCAGUACAAUUCCUUCCUGGCUGCUUGCGGACAUGUGGACAUCAUGGACGUCGUCACUGCCUUUAAUAAAGAGUUCACAAAAGACCCCACAGAGUCGGAGCUCCAGAGAGACCUGGCGGGAACAACGCUCGUGUUUCUAGGUCUGCCAAGAGGUCAAACUGAGAAGCUGCUGAUGAGACACCUGUGUAGAGGGGGUAACCAUGGUAACAUCACAGAGCUGUACAAUGAUGGUGCAUCUGAAGACACUGAAACCAUCAGUCAGCGAAAUAGGUCUUUGGAGGAGUUACUCCCCCUUGUUGUUGAAACACCAGUUAAGGGAUCAAGACCUACUUCAACAUCAAUACAACAGGUGUUCACUCACCGAGUGCUGCUGGCAUACCUCCACAUCCUGGUGAACUCCCGCAGUGAGCUGGCUCUUGCCCGCAUCUUCAACGUACCAGACCGGGAGCUGGAUCACCAUGCUUUCACUGCUCUAAAACACGAGGCCAAGCGGAAAAACAUGUCCAUGUUCCAGACUGCCAUGUCUUUCCUGAUGCGUAUCCGACUUGGAGGGAAGGGCUAUGCCCCGGAUACGGAGUGUCCCCUCAACCAGCAUGUCAAGGGUCUCGGGGAGCUGGUAGACCUGGUACAGAAGCUGCUGACUGUUGCAGAAGAAGAUCCAGAUAUCAGGUCUGCGUGUCGCCGCAUCCUCAAUGUGGUGAAGAACCGACUCGUCAAGUGUAAGCUGCUGAAGCUGAAGAUGGAGGAAGUAGAGCUGGUGACAGAGCAACUUUACGACUGCAUCUCUCAGAUUGUCAGAGACCUCGAGACCAGGACGGCGCACACUCCAAACAAGCCCGCAUCAGAAGGAGGAUCCCUGAUAGGACGAAAGACUCUGAGAGUUAUCAAGCUGUUGCUGGACAAAAUGGCCAGUAGCCAAGGGGGAGACAACUCCUGUGAGCUGUUCCUCAGUGACAUGGCUCUGAACCCCACCACACCCACAAGAGUCCCAUGUCUCAUGUCACAGUUCAGGUCUCCUGAUAUGGUUGCAAUGGAAGAGGACAGCCCUGACAAGCCUGCAGUCACCGGACUGUCGGACAGGACCAACAUCAGGGCCUAUGAAAGUUCUGAAGUUAUUUUGCCAUGUGGAGAAAAGUUGACCCGGAAACAGCUGAAUUCUGUCAUUGUGUUUCCAAGUAAAACAGUUGUCCAUGCGGGCCCAGACACGGCCAAGAUCCUGCUGGGAAUGCCUCCUGCCAGGAAGCGAGGGACCUGGGCCUCUCUGGACAAGGAGAACCUCUGCUCAAAGCCCCCCCUUAAGUCUGAUCAACCGGCCAAGAAGAGAAAGAUAUCCGACAAAGUGAGCAAGAACACAAAGACCACAGAUGACGCGUUAUCUCAACCCAGUUUAUCUCAACCAAGUUUGUCACAACCAACAGGCUCUCGGAAGAAAAAAGCUUCAACUUCCAAGAAGGGUUGCCGUCGACAACUCCUGCCUCAGGUCAAGGGUCAGCAGAAACUAACAGGGUUCUUUAGAGUUUGAAUGUUUGUUCAUGUGCAUGUAGAGACAUGGCUUGAAAUGAUGAUGAAAAUGCCAAUAAUUGUAAAUAUAGUUAUUAAUGUUCCUGAAACAGUCAUUAAAUCAAACAUCCAUGGCGGUCUCCGAUAUUUUCUCAACACUUUUAUGUGUGACAGAUACCAGUAGAUACUCAACAGCUUAAGUGGUCACAUCCAUUCAACUAAAAAUGUGUGGUAUUAAACAAUGAUAUUAGCUCUAAUAAUGGCUUCAGAAUGCACAACAAAUCUAAUGCUGUUUUCAUGUGUAUUGGGGUAAAACAUUUACACUUCGGUGUUUCUCUCACAUUCAAUCUGUGGUACAUUGCUUAUGGGUCAAGAAAGAAACCAGACUUUAAAUUUGAAUUGUUUUGUGUCAGAUUUGAACAUGUUAAAGAAAAUAAAAAUCUUUAGAAAUCUGAACAUGAUGAAGUCCAUGUUCAGCCAAAAUUAAUAUCAGAAAUCUUCCGAGAAAAAGAGUACUUCUGAGUUACCAUGAUUACAUGCUUCAUUUUUUUGUCGGGUAUAUCUUACUUUCAAUGAUAUUAAUGAAUCUGAACUAUAUGAACUUUAUUUAACUGAAUUUUUAUUAAAACAUUUUCAUCUGAAGAUUGUUUUGUGGAUAACAAUGAAAUGACCCAUUUAAAACACUGGGGAUAUAUGUUAAUUGUGUUUAUGUCUUAUUAUUGGUAAUACAUGUAUAUAUAUGUGAUUUUGUAACAUGUUCAUGAUCUGUGCAAUUCAUAGGAUAACAGUGUUAUCGGUUUUACAAGUGUUUUUAUUAACAUUGUUUUUAAUAUAUUUUACUUCUAAAUAAAUCAUGUCUUGUUGAA